Patella vulgata (common limpet) is the source of this 2258-nucleotide messenger RNA. RefSeq names its product tRNA (uracil-5-)-methyltransferase homolog A. The transcript has 20 exons. Gene Ontology annotation, molecular function: RNA binding; RNA methyltransferase activity. The record is from RefSeq and is a predicted model, not a curated record. Gene Ontology annotation, biological process: RNA processing. The coding region runs from base 210 to 2201 and encodes 663 amino acids. NCBI's taxonomy places the organism in Eukaryota, Metazoa, Mollusca, Gastropoda, Patellidae.
GUUGAAUUGAAUAAUUCAAUAAGCACGAAAAUAUAUGUCAAAUGGGCAUACGCCAACUGAAUAUGAUACUGUCUCAACUCAUCAAUUGUAAAACUGAUCAUUGACAUUAUUAUGCCAUAUUAGUACAUGAAUGAGAUAGAAGAUAAAACGACUAAGAAAUAUAAAGGAAUAAAGAAGUAUUGGAAAAACGGAUAAUUCCCUCAGUAGGAAUGGAAGAAAAAAAAGACACUGAUACCCCUAUAGCAGAAUCAAGAGAAGAAACAGAAAUUCCUCCUGUAGCAUCAGAUAAUGAUAAACCAUCCGUCAAAGAUUCAACAGUUGCAGAUGGGAAAUCAUCUGAAGAAAUUGAUCCAUUUUUUUACUUGAAAACAGAUGAAUUCACUUCCGAAAAAUUUAAGAUAGAAAUUUUUAAUUUGCCAAGGAAGUUUGGCUUUACACAAUUAAAGAAACGUUUGAAUGUAACAUUAGGCCUGAAAUCACACAAGAUAAAAGCUCCUAAUACUAAUUAUGCUUUUGUCACAUUCAAAUGUGAAGAAGAUAGAGAAGAAGCUAUACAAAAGAUUAAUGGUCAUAUAUGGAAAGGAAAUAAACUCUCUGCAAAGAUUGCUAAACCUGCUGCUGACCCUUUACUGAAAAAAAGGAAAAAAGAAGAAGAAGCUGAUGCCAAAGGCCCAUCAGAGAAGAAAUCAAAAGUAGACAGUGUAAUAGAUGAUACACCCCCACAUAUUAGGAUUAAGAAGAGUGUUACACCAUUCUGGGAUGUACCAUAUGAAGAACAGCUAAAGAGAAAAACAGACAGUAUAACAGAUGUUUUAUUAGCUGUUGCUAUGAGACGAGAUGUUAGAGAUAUCUUCACAGAAGCCAGGAAGAAGUAUGAUGGUAAAUGCUGUGAAUUAUUACCCAUAAUUCAGUCUCCAGCGUUAGAGGGUUACAGAAAUAAAAAUGAAUUUUCAAUAGGAAAAAAUAUUGAUGGAAAAGAUAAUUGUGUUGGUUUUAGAUAUGGUUUAUAUAAAGAUGGGUUUAGUACAGUAGGAUCUGCUAGUCAUGUCAGCAUUUUGCCAGAAUCUGUGAAAACUGUUGUUCAGUUAUUUGAAGAGUUUUUAUCAACGAGUGUCUAUAGAUCAUAUAAUCAGGGAACACAUGAAGGUCAUUGGAGACAGUUAACUGUUAGAACAACCCGGACAGGUGAAAUGAUGAUUAUAGCCGAGUUCCAACGUAGAGAUAUAAUACAGGAAGACAUUGACGCUGAAAAAUCUAGAUUAACUGAGUUUUUUACAAAUGGACCUGGUAAAAGUUUUGAUCAGUUAACGAGCAUGUAUUUUGUAGUUUUUGAUAGUGGCCAGGGACAGUCUGAUAAAAACUAUGAACAUCUUUUUGGUGAAAAGAUUAUAAAAGAAAGAAUGCUGGAUAUGACUUUCCAAAUAUCACCAGAUGCCUUCUUUCAAGUGAAUACAUCAGCAGCUGAGUUAUUAUAUAAUCAGAUAGGUGACUGGUGUAAUAUACAAUCCGGUGAACAGACGACAGUCUUAGAUAUAUGUUGUGGUACAGGUACUAUAGGACUAGCUCUAGCUAAGAAAGUAACAAAGGUUAUUGGAAUAGAAAUGUGUCAACAGGCUAUUGAUGACGCUAAAGAAAAUGCAAAAAUAAAUGGUAUAACAAAUGUAACAUAUUAUUGUUCUAAAGCAGAAGAUGCCAUAGUAAAUGUGAUGAGAUCAUUAUGGACAUCAAACGUGGUAGCUGUGGUUGAUCCACCUAGAGCAGGAUUACAUAAGACUGUAUUAAAAUCAUUAAGAAAUUGUCGUCGACUGAAACGAUUGAUUUAUGUGGCAUGUAAUCCUAAUGCUGCUAAAGAUAAUUUUAUUGACCUAGUUAGAUCAGCAUCAAAGAAAUUAAAAGGGUUACCAUAUCGACCAAUCAAAGCUGUUCCUGUUGAUUUAUUUCCAAUGACCCCACAUUGUGAACUUGUGGUAUUAUUUGAAAGAGAGGCAGAGGAACACAAGGAUAGUGAUUCGGACAUUGAAAUGAUUUCUACGGCAACAAAGAAUUCCAGUACUCUGGGCAGUUCAAACGCUACCGCUCCAUCAAAUACUAGUGAUAUCUCAGGUUCAACAGGGAAGGUUAAAAUAGUUCAAUCAAAUGACGAUAAACAAUCUGAUGGAGAAACAAACAGUACAAAUAAAUCCGAUCAACAGACAAGCUAACAGUAAUUUCAAUGAAUUUAACCGUAAAACACAAUAAAUAUAUUUAAAAAUUGUCAA